CAUGACCCUGAGCGUUUCACAGGGUCCAGUUAUUCCAUGAUGCCGAAUCAAACCCUCCAAGCCCUGGAACCUUCAACUGGUCCAGGGAAGUCACCCGUGAGUUAUUGUAUUAUGCAGUUCCUUUAGGAAUCCAAGCGAUCAUAUGGUCAAUGGUUGUCCUCGUCGUGUGGCCAUUCAAGAGUACAAAGCUUCGGGGGAUUACCUAUCUGAUUAUCAAUACAUUCCCCGUUCUCGCGACAACAGUAUCAGUUCCGAGUUUGUUUUCACUUCUCUUGGCCUCCGUCUGGUUCGCUACUAGGCACGCAUAUGCAGUAAAGAUCAUCCUUACAGCUGUGACGGUAAUUCCAAUCCUGGUACUCCUUUUCGUAUUGUCUUCCAUAUGCAACCUGUAUUUAACGUCCUCGCAUACCUUAGAGCAUGACACCUAGCACACUAUUAUACACUUCUAUUCUACUUCCCUUUUCGUUUUGUGCAACACCACAAGUAACAUGGAAAAUAAAUUGAUACUCAUA
Messenger RNA from Suillus subaureus, 512 nucleotides. RefSeq lists its product as uncharacterized. Bases 150 to 428 code for a protein of 92 amino acids. The record is from RefSeq and is a predicted model, not a curated record. The transcript has 3 exons. Lineage: Eukaryota; Fungi; Basidiomycota; Agaricomycetes; Boletales; Suillaceae.